Thamnophis elegans (Western terrestrial garter snake) is the source of this 1549-nucleotide messenger RNA. It is a transcript of the gene CXADR, whose product is annotated as CXADR Ig-like cell adhesion molecule. NCBI's taxonomy places the organism in Eukaryota, Metazoa, Chordata, Lepidosauria, Squamata, Natricidae. Gene Ontology annotation, molecular function: cell adhesion molecule binding. Gene Ontology annotation, biological process: homotypic cell-cell adhesion. The transcript is spliced from 8 exons. Gene Ontology annotation, cellular component: intercalated disc; basolateral plasma membrane; bicellular tight junction. The record is from RefSeq and is a predicted model, not a curated record. Bases 208 to 1302 code for a protein of 364 amino acids.
CCCUUAGCGUCGGGCAACUCCAGCGGAGCACCAAGCAGGGCUGUGGCCGGGCGGAAGUGACGGUCGUUUCACCUGCUGGGCUGCGAGGGGACAGAGGAGGGCGGCGCGAGCCGGCGACUGUCCGUUGGGAAUUCGCUCGAGAGUCGCUCCUUUUCCUCUGGCCGCCGGCGACUGUUCUCUCUCGCUCUCUCUCUCGCUCUCCCCGCCAUGGCAUCGCUGCUGCCGCUCUUCUGGGCUAUAACGUUUCUUUGCGCAGAUCUAAUUGAAGGUGUAACAAUAACAUCGACAGAACAGACUAUGGUUACAAAAGCUCAAGGAGAUAAAGUUACACUGUUGUGCACAUUUACUCUCACUACAGCAGAUGAAACCCCAGUUGAAAUUGAAUGGAGCAUUUUUCCACCAAAAGGGGAAGAACCAGUUAUCAUAUAUAAUGAAGGCAAAAUUUAUGAUCAAUAUCUUUUGAUGGGACGAGUACAAUUUGCUAAACAAAAUCCAGCAUCUGGAAAUGCAAGCAUUGAUAUCUUAAAUUUAAAAACAGAAGAUACUGGUAUAUACCAAUGUAAAGUGAAGAAGCUUCCUAGUAUUGAAACUCAUAGAGUCCAUUUGAUAGUACUUGAAAAACCCAUAAAGACUAAAUGCCACAUUGAGGGAUCACAGGAGAUUGGAAGUGAUCUUACUCUGAAAUGUAAAUCCCAACAAGGCUCUCCCAUCAUAGUGUACUCCUGGACAAAAACUACUGGUUCACAAGAACUUCCAGCAACAGCGUUACCAAAUGAAAAUACAGGUGACUUAUUUGUGAAAAAUGCCUCUCAGACCUAUUCUGGUACUUACACAUGUUUGGCUUACAAUAAGGUCGGCAGAGAUGAAUGUUCUGUCAUACUGACUAUUACACCCCCUAUAGAUAGAGCUGGUACUAUUGCUGGAGCAGUUAUAGGAACUCUUCUGGCACUCAGCUUAAUAGCUUUCAUCAUUUUCUGUUGCUAUAAGAAACGAAGAGACACAAAAUAUGAAAAAGAAGUACAUCAUGAUAUCAGAGAGGAUGUCCCUCCUCCAAAGAGUCGUGCCUCAACAGCCCGCAGCUACAUAGGGAGUAAUCGAUCAUCUUUGGGCUCAAUGUCUCCAUCUAAUAUGGAUGGUUUUACCAAAACUCAAUACAAUAAAGUGCCGAGUGAAGACUUUGAACGUGCUCCCUCUCAGAACCAGUACUUUGAUCCACCAAAGGUAGCUGCACCUAAUCUAAGUAGAAUGGGAGCUAUUCCUGUGAUGAUACCAGCACAAAGCAAAGAUGGUUCCAUAGUAUAACAUGACAUUAAUUUGAAGUUUCACCAGUUCAUUACCACAUUGAUGUUCGAAAAUGCAUGCGGGAUGCGUGACAUAACAGUGGUAUAAAGUUGAAGAAACAUCAUAUAUCAUGAAUUUACAUUAUGAAGGAAAUGAAGUACUCUGUUUUAUCAUUCUGCUUUAAUGUCUGCAGACAAUGGUAGAGUAAAUCUACUAUAGGUAAUAUUUGCUUCUCAAAUAUUUAAAAGUAUACUGCUUGAAAAUUUUA